AUGCACUUUGCUUCGAUAUCCUCUUCGUCCUCUUCCAUUUCCGACGGCGAGCCUGAACGCGGUCGCUCAAGACUGGAACGUCCCCGAAUGGCCAGCCGAAAACCCAGUGCGUCGAUCCUCGUGCCACGAGACCACCCCGAGAUCGAGAUUGAGGAGGAGGAGUUUCCUCCAGAUGAUGCUCGUGCGAUGAGUCCUCGACGUGACUCCGCGGAUGUCGAGCGUCUGGGAAAGGAAGCUCGUCAGACCUUACAAGAACAAGCCAAAACCCUACAGUUAUCUCUUCAAGCCCUAGCGCAACGAAUCGAAGAGGUCAAGAAUGAUCACGACAAACUAGAAAGCGAGAACCGAUAUUUGCAAGACUACAUUGGCAGCUUAACACAAACCAUAUCAAAAUCCGAGAUCACAUCAACCACCGGGGGGAAAUCGAAGAAGAAUCGAAAGUAG
Messenger RNA from Talaromyces amestolkiae, 444 nucleotides. RefSeq lists its product as uncharacterized. The record is from RefSeq and is a predicted model, not a curated record. Bases 1 to 444 code for a protein of 147 amino acids. Gene Ontology annotation, cellular component: trans-Golgi network. Lineage: Eukaryota; Fungi; Ascomycota; Eurotiomycetes; Eurotiales; Trichocomaceae. The transcript has 2 exons.